This is a messenger RNA of Equus caballus (horse), 10198 nucleotides long. Lineage: Eukaryota; Metazoa; Chordata; Mammalia; Perissodactyla; Equidae. The record is from RefSeq and is a predicted model, not a curated record.
CGUGACCGAGAUAUGGGGAGACAAAGAGUCAAAGGAACAGAGACACCCAGGGAGAGAAAGACACAGAGAAACAGAGGCAAAGAGACAGAUGCAGACGUAGAGACGGAGGAACAGAGCUACUCAGGGAGAGCAGAGAGACAGCAAAGGACUGGAGAGCCGGAGGACCCACAGAGAGACUCAAGGAGAGACGAGAACACGCAGAACCGUAAGGGAACCUGCGUAGAGGCUGCUCUCCGUCCCCGCAGUCGGGGAGCUCUGGGGGCAGGGAGCCCCCGCCCGGCUCCGGCCCUUUAAAGCCCCCCCAGCCUGCGGCGCCCCCGCCCCAUCAGGCGUCCCGGGCUCCGCCCACCCGCCGCGCGUCAGCGCCGCGUCAGGAGCUGUCCGCACCCCCGGUGCUGAACCAAGAUGGCCGGCGGCGGAGGCCGGGCCCCGGCGUGAGCAGAGCGCGGGCUGCAGCUCCGGCCACGACCCAGCCCAGUGCCCACUGAGCCCGACCCGACAAAGCCGGCCCGCCGGCGACUCCGGAGACAUGUCUCUACUUUGCGUUGGAGUCAAAAAAGCCAAGUUUGAUGGUGCCCAAGAGAAAUUCAACACGUAUGUGACGCUGAAGGUGCAGAAUGUCAAGAGCACGACCAUCGCCGUGCGGGGCAGCCAGCCCAGCUGGGAGCAAGACUUCAUGUUCGAGAUCAACCGCCUAGAUUUGGGACUGACGGUGGAAGUGUGGAACAAGGGUCUCAUCUGGGACACGAUGGUGGGCACCGUGUGGAUCCCCUUACGGACCAUCCGCCAGUCCAAUGAAGAGGGCCCUGGAGAGUGGCUGACGCUGGACUCUCAGGUCAUCAUGGCGGACAGUGAGAUCUGCGGCACCAAGGACCCCACCUUCCACCGCAUCCUCCUUGACACCCGCUUCGAGCUCCCCUUAGACAUUCCUGAGGAGGAGGCGCGCUAUUGGGCCAAGAAGCUGGAGCAGCUGAACGCCCUGCGGGACCAGGACGAGUAUUCGUUCCAAGAUGAACAAGACAAGCCUCUCCCCGUGCCCAGCAACCAGUGCUGCAACUGGAAUUAUUUUGGCUGGGGUGAGCAGCAGAAUGAUGACCCUGACAGUGCUGUGGAUGAUCGGGACAGUGACUACCGCAGCGAGACAAGCAACAGCAUCCCGCCACCCUAUUACACGACAUCCCAGCCCAAUGCCUCGGUCCACCAGUAUUCUGUCCGCCCACCGCCCCUGGGGUCCCGGGAAUCCUACAGUGAUUCCAUGCACAGUUACGAGGAGUUCUCUGAGCCGCGGGCCCUCAGCCCCACGGGCAGCAGCCACUACGCCUCCUCCGGGGAGCUGAGCCAGGGCAGCUCGCAGCUGAGCGAGGACUUCGAGCCGGAUGAGCAGAGCCUGCAGGGCUCCGAGCUGGAGGACGAGCGGGACCGCGACUCCUACCACUCCUGCCACAGCUCGGUCAGCUACCACAAGGACUCGCCGCGCUGGGACCAGGACGAGGAAGAGCUGGAGGAGGAGCUGGAGGAGGAGCUGGAGGACUUCCUGGAGGAGGAGGAGGAGCUGCCUGAGGAUGAGGAGGAGUUGGAGGAGGAGGAGGAGGUGCCCGACGACAUCGGUGGCUAUGCCCAGCGUGAGGAGGUGGCUGUGGCUGAGCCCAAAGACUUCAAGCGUGUCAGCCUCCCACCGGCCGCCCCCAAGAAGGAGGACAAGGCCCUGGCUGUUCCUGCUGAGGGCCCUGACAUGGCCAAGGCAGCCCCUGAGUCAGCUGUGUCCAAGGAGGGGCCUACAGCUGAGCGGGCGCCAGAACCUGAGCCCCCCAAGGCUGAGGAGAGUUUCAGGCCACGAGAGGAUGAGGAAGGCCAGGAAGGUCAGGACUCCAUGUCCAGGGCCAAGGCCAACUGGCUGCGAGCCUUCAACAAAGUGCGGCUGCAGCUGCAGGAGGCCCGGGGAGAAGGAGAGAUGUCCAAAUCGUUGUGGUUCAAGGGCGGCCCUGGCGGUGGUCUCAUCAUCAUUGACAGCAUGCCGGACAUCCGCAAGAGGAAGCCCAUCCCCCUCGUGAGUGAUCUGGCCAUGUCCCUGGUCCAGUCCAGAAAAGCAGGCAUCACCUCCGCCUUGGCCUCCAGCACUUUGAACAACGAGGAGCUGAAAAACCACGUUUACAAGAAGACCCUGCAAGCCUUAAUCUACCCCAUCUCAUGCACGACGCCGCACAACUUCGAGGUGUGGACGGCCACCACGCCCACCUACUGCUACGAGUGUGAGGGGCUGCUGUGGGGCAUCGCGCGGCAGGGCAUGCGCUGCACCGAGUGCGGCGUCAAGUGCCACGAGAAGUGCCAGGACCUGCUCAACGCAGACUGCUUGCAGCGGGCGGCGGAGAAGAGCUCCAAGCACGGGGCGGAGGACCGGACGCAGAACAUCAUCAUGGUGCUCAAGGACCGCAUGAAGAUCCGGGAGCGCAACAAGCCCGAGAUCUUCGAGCUCAUCCAGGAGAUCUUCGCGGUGACCAAGACCACGCACACGCAGCAGAUGAAGGCGGUCAAGCAGAGCGUGCUGGACGGCACGUCCAAGUGGUCGGCCAAAAUCAGCAUCACCGUGGUCUGUGCCCAGGGCUUGCAGGCAAAGGACAAGACGGGAUCCAGUGACCCCUAUGUCACCGUCCAGGUGGGGAAGACCAAGAAACGGACAAAGACCAUCUAUGGGAACCUGAACCCCGUGUGGGAGGAGAACUUCCACUUUGAAUGUCACAACUCCUCUGACCGAAUCAAGGUGCGCGUUUGGGAUGAGGAUGAUGACAUCAAAUCCCGAGUGAAGCAGCGGUUCAAGAGGGAAUCUGACGACUUCCUGGGGCAGACCAUCAUCGAGGUGCGGACACUCAGCGGCGAGAUGGACGUGUGGUACAACCUGGACAAGCGGACUGACAAAUCCGCUGUGUCGGGUGCCAUCCGGCUACACAUCAGUGUGGAGAUCAAAGGCGAGGAGAAGGUGGCCCCCUACCAUGUCCAGUACACCUGUCUUCAUGAGAACCUGUUCCACUUCGUGACGGACGUGCAGAACAAUGGAGUCGUGAAGAUCCCAGAUGCCAAGGGCGACGACGCCUGGAAGGUUUACUACGAUGAGACAGCCCAGGAGAUUGUGGAUGAGUUUGCCAUGCGCUAUGGCGUCGAGUCCAUCUAUCAAGCCAUGACCCACUUUGCCUGCCUCUCCUCCAAGUACAUGUGCCCCGGGGUGCCUGCCGUCAUGAGCACCCUGCUCGCCAACAUCAAUGCCUACUACGCGCACACCACCGCCUCCACCAAUGUGUCUGCCUCAGACCGCUUCGCUGCCUCCAACUUCGGGAAAGAGCGCUUUGUCAAACUCCUGGACCAGCUGCAUAACUCCCUGCGGAUCGACCUCUCCAUGUACCGGAAUAACUUCCCAGCCAGCAGCCCGGAGAGACUCCAGGACCUCAAAUCCACUGUGGACCUCCUCACCAGCAUCACCUUCUUUCGGAUGAAGGUGCAAGAGCUCCAGAGCCCUCCCCGCGCCAGCCAGGUGGUGAAGGACUGUGUGAAAGCCUGCCUCAACUCCACUUACGAGUACAUCUUCAACAACUGUCACGAGCUGUACAGUCGGGAGUACCAGACAGACCCGGCCAAGAAAGGGGAAGUUCCCCCAGAGGAGCAGGGCCCCAGCAUCAAGAACCUCGACUUCUGGUCCAAGCUGAUCACUCUCAUAGUGUCCAUCAUUGAGGAAGACAAGAAUUCCUACACUCCCUGCCUCAACCAGUUUCCCCAGGAGUUGAACGUGGGUAAAAUCAGUGCGGAAGUGAUGUGGAACCUGUUUGCCCAGGACAUGAAGUACGCCAUGGAGGAGCACGACAAGCAUCGUCUGUGCAAGAGCGCCGACUACAUGAACCUCCACUUCAAGGUCAAGUGGCUCUACAAUGAGUACGUGGCGGAGCUUCCUGCCUUCAAGGACCGCGUGCCUGAGUACCCCGCGUGGUUUGAGCCCUUCGUCAUCCAGUGGCUGGAUGAGAAUGAGGAGGUGUCCCGGGAUUUCCUGCACGGGGCUCUGGAGCGAGACAAGAAGGAUGGGUUCCAGCAGACCUCGGAGCACGCCCUGUUCUCCUGCUCUGUGGUGGACGUCUUCUCCCAGCUCAACCAGAGCUUCGAGAUCAUCAAGAAGCUCGAGUGCCCCGACCCCCAGAUCGUGGGGCACUACAUGAGGCGCUUUGCCAAGACCAUCAGCAACGUGCUCCUCCAGUAUGCAGACAUCAUCUCCAAGGACUUCGCCUCCUACUGCUCCAAGGAGAAAGAGAAAGUGCCCUGCAUCCUCAUGAACAACACUCAGCAGCUGCGAGUUCAGCUGGAGAAGAUGUUCGAAGCCAUGGGAGGGAAGGAGCUGGAUGCCGAGGCCAGUGACAUCUUGAAGGAGCUCCAGGUGAAACUCAACAACGUCUUGGAUGAGCUCAGCCGGGUGUUUGCUACCAGCUUCCAGCCACACAUCGAGGAGUGUGUCAAGCAGAUGGGUGACAUCCUUAGCCAGGUGAAGGGCACAGGCAAUGUGCCAGCCAGUGCCUGCAGCAGCGUGGCCCAGGACGCCGACAACGUGCUGCAACCCAUCAUGGACCUGCUGGACAGCAACCUGACUCUCUUUGCCAAAAUCUGUGAGAAGACGGUGCUGAAGCGGGUGCUGAAGGAGUUAUGGAAGCUGGUCAUGAACACCAUGGAGAAGACCAUCGUCCUGCCGCCCCUCACUGAUCAGACGAUGAUCGGCACCCUCUUGAGAAAACAUGGCAAGGGAUUAGAAAAGGGCAGGGUGAGACUGCCAAGCCACUCAGAUGGAACCCAGAUGAUCUUCAAUGCGGCCAAGGAGCUGGGCCAGCUGUCUAAACUCAAGGACCACAUGGUACGAGAAGAAGCCAAGAGCUUGACCCCGAAGCAGUGUGCAGUCGUUGAGCUGGCCCUAGACACCAUCAAGCAAUACUUCCACGCGGGCGGCGUGGGCCUCAAGAAGACCUUCCUGGAGAAGAGCCCGGACCUUCAGUCGCUGCGCUACGCCCUGUCCCUCUACACGCAGGCCACCGACCUGCUCAUCAAGACCUUCGUGCAGACGCAGGCGGCCCAGGUCCAUGGUGGAAAAGGGACUAGGUUUACCCUUAGUGAAGACAUUUAUCCUGAGAAGGGCUCAGGUGUGGAAGACCCUGUGGGUGAAGUGUCCGUCCACGUUGAGCUCUUCACUCACCCAGGAACUGGGGAACACAAGGUGACAGUGAAAGUGGUGGCUGCCAAUGACCUCAAGUGGCAGACUUCCGGCAUUUUCCGGCCAUUCAUCGAGGUCAACAUCAUUGGGCCCCAGCUCAGUGACAAGAAACGCAAGUUUGCGACCAAAUCCAAGAACAACAGCUGGGCCCCCAAGUACAAUGAGAGCUUCCAGUUCACGCUGAGCGCCGACGCGGGCCCCGAGUGCUACGAGCUGCAGGUGUGCGUCAAGGACUACUGCUUCGCGCGCGAGGACCGCACCGUGGGGCUGGCCGUGCUGCAGCUGCGCGAGCUGGCCCAGCGCGGGAGCGCCGCCUGCUGGCUGCCGCUCGGCCGCCGCAUCCACAUGGACGACACCGGCCUCACGGUGCUGCGCAUCCUAUCGCAGCGCAGUAAUGACGAGGUGGCCAAAGAGUUCGUCAAGCUCAAGUCAGACACGCGCUCCGCCGAGGAGGGCGGUGCUGCGCCUGCGCCCUAGCGCGGGGCGUGCGGGGGCGGGCAGUACUGCGCCUGCGUGUAGCGCGCGGGGCGGGGCGGCGCCUGCGCGCUGGGAUCUCCCGGAGGCGGAGUCUCCGGGCUCUGCGCCGGGGGCGGGCUGCGCCUGCGCCCUUGACUUAGCUCCCCGCUCUGGGAAAUUGUGACCGGACGACGCCCCGCCCCCUCGGGAGGCCACGCCCCAGGACGGGAGGAAGGAAGAUGCCACAUCCCCUACUUGAGGCCGCGCCCCCGCCGCCUAGGGGGCUGUUCAAGUGGGAUGGGAGGAAGCCCCGUCCCCUAUGGAGGAGGCCAGGUCCCAGGGCUCUGGUGCCGGGAGGCCCCGCCUCCUGUCCCCCGGAAAAGCCAUAAGACGGGUCCCCAACCUCUGGGGCCCAAGACCAAUUGCCAAGUAUGGAACUGUUAGCUCCCUCGAGGGGCGGGCCCUGGGUCAGGGGCUGGGCUUCCUGGGGCGGUCUGGAGGCUGGAGACUCUAGCAUGCUGGGUGGACUGGAGUCACUUUUGAUGUUUGUGCAAAAAAUAAACGGGGAGAGUGGGGAGGAUGGGAUUUCAAAAGCACAUGCGCCCUUGGGCGCCCAAACCCUGGGGGCCGGGGGACGGCUCUUGAGCACCCGGCGCUGCCCCCACUUCCCUGUGGGGGUUUGCCUCCCCUUUUCCCCCCACAUACCCAGUUCUCUUAUCAUAGAGUUCAACCCACCCAUUUGACAGAUGGCAAAACUGAGGCCCCGAGAGCUGCUUGAGACUCGGCCGAGAGUUCCAGCGCCACGCCCUCUCCCUACUCUCUUUGGCCUGUGGGCCUGUGUUACCCAUGGAAGGGUGGGCUGAGAUCGGAUGACCCGACACAGCUCCCCAUUGCUGCUAACCUCCCUCCAGGGGACCUCCCCCAAUCGUUAUAAGGGAUGGGGGUCCUGGGCCAAGGCCCCCUCUGCCCCCUCCCACCUCUGGCUGCCAAGCAAAACUCCUGCCUUCAGCCCUUCCCACUGGGAGGGGCCCCGGGGGGGACACCCUAAGAACUCUUGACCUCUCGCCAACAAAGAGUGAGGCUUUGGGAUUCCCUGGACCCAGGCUCCCCCAACCCCUUCUUCCUCUCCCAGAAUUCCCCAGACAGAAAAGGGCAGAAAGAGACCAGAAUCUCUAAGGGGGUGUGUGUGUGUGUGUGUGUGUGUGUGUGUGUGUGUGUGUGUGUAAUUUGCUCGGAGCUUGGUCUCUAAAACCUCAUUCAUUCAUUCAAACUCGCAGGCCACAGGGUGCCUCCAGCUGGGGCCCCGAGCUGCCCAAAGCGCUUCCCGCAGCGGGCGUUGGGGCAUCUGCCCGGGGUCCGGCUUCCCCCCUUUACUCAGGCGGGGAGAACCUUUUGGGAAAGGUUGGCAGCGCUCGUCUUUGCCCAGGAUCUGCUUUUCGGCGUUGGACUCGUGUGCGUUUGCCGUGGAUUUUUCUGCCAGAUUGCUAAGUACAGGCUGGUGCUGGGCUAGGGAGAAGUUACAACAGAGGGAGGAGAUGCGUAGCGAGACUCCUGGAGUGCUGAAGACGACAUCAGACAGGGAAGGUGAGGGAGGGCUCUCCGUGGAGGUGGAAAAUGAGGGGGAACCACCCACUGAAGAGAAAUGAGCUCCAGGCAGAGGGAACAGCAGGUGCAAAGACCAGGAGGUGGGCAGGUUUGAAGCUUGGCAAGAAGGUCCCCACGGCUGGAGCUGAGCCAUUAAGGGGAGGGUGGGGGCGGUGAGGAUGGGGAGACCUGCAGAGAUAUCGACCUCGUGGGGCCUCCUAUGCUGCCCUGAGGAGUUUUGAUUUUACCUAAGAAGCAUGGGGAGCCCCAGGAGGGUUUAAAGCUGGGGAGAGCCUGCAUUUCAGGUUUCCAAAGCUUCCCCCAGCUACCUCAUCGGGAUUGGCCCAAUGCAGUGUAGGGGGAGGACAGAGUGCUCUCAGGACACCAAAAUUAAUUCUUGGAAGGAUUUUUGGAGGAUAUAUUAAAAACAAACAACAAACCCUGCCCUUAGAUGAGCCUGAGGACUGCUGGGUACAGUUGUCCCAGUUGUGCACUGCCCAAGGAUUCGGUGUCUCUACAGAAGCCAUGUGCAAAUUCCAGGCAUUGAGAGUUGUAUGUUUAUGGUGAUGGUUUCCUGGCAUGGAGACAUGAAGGUUCUGGAAGAAGUGGCACUGUUUUCUCAUUUACCUGGAGCGCUAGGUGUACCCUAAAUUCAGGCAGGUUCAGGUGACUGGAGGUUCUGAACCAGAGAUUAGGACGCAAAUUCUCACACAGGACGGUAGGAGAGGGGGGUUCCAGCCAGGGGGAAGGGGCAGGCUAGGCAGUGGCGAGGGGGGCUUGGAGUCUGUCACCAAGGGGACCAAGAGGCAGAUUUGAAAUUUGAACCAUCUAAGAGGUGGGAGUGGGAGUGACGGAGGUGGAUGACUUGGGGCGGAGAACACUAAGAACACCCAGAGGGAGGCGACCUGUGAUCUGGGCUGGGCCCUCACAGAUUUCUGAAUGACUCGCAGGAAAAAGGGGCGCUGAGCUGCCAGGUAUUUCCCAAAAGCUUCCUUGGCAAUGUCUCUGGUCAAGGCCUGUGUGCGCACACGUGUGUGUGUGUGUGUGUGUGCGCAUGUGUGUGUGUAGUGUUCCCCAGCACUGGUCCGGGCACAUAGAGGGAGCCUCAGGGAGUAUUUUUUGAAUGACUUUUUCUGACUCCCAGGCUAGAACUGUUUUGGAAAUUUCUUCCCUCUUCUUUCCCCAGAGAACUCCUACUCAUCCCUCAAAACUCAUCCACAAAUAUCCCUUCCAGUAGGAAACCCUCUCUGCUCCCCCUCAGGACUUCCCCAGCCUCUAUCCAUCUUCCUCUGUCUGUCUGUUCCCAAGCCUCUGUCCUCACCUUCUGUCCCUGAUGCCAUGGGGCCAGGGGGGUCUGUGACAAGCUGUUUCCCCCCAGAUGGGAGUCUGAGGCCUCUCAAGAGCCCCAAGUUCACCCAGCUCAGGCUGGGCACAGGGGGAUGGGAGGCUUGGAUUAUGUCUUGGGUGGGGGUCUGUGUGUGUCCACAUCCACAUGUGUGUCUGUCCCUGUCUGUCUGUGCCAACCUUCCUUUCCCACACAGACAUGGACACACAGGAGGUGUUCAAGCCAGACUGUGGCUCAGCCACAGGACACAGAGUAAGAGAGGAUGAGAGAGGACGGGAGGAGCCAGGAGAGGAAUCCCGGGGGCUGGAAGCAUUUGAAAUCAGGAAGUUCCUGUCCUGGAACUGAGCCCAGAGGAGCAGGCUUUCCCUCAGGCCACCCAGCAAGCGGACGCCUCGGAGGACACCUCCGGGCUUUCACCACCUCACCUGCAGUGCGUGGGGUUCUCCGGUGGGGCCUCAGGGUUGCACACGAGGAGCUGGCCCCAGAUUUCCUUGGGUCAGGGGAGGGGUGAAGUUGGGUCAGCCCCGGACGAGGUGGACGAGGUGACGUUAGGGACGUCUUGGGCAGAGACACAGAGGAAGGACACAGAGAGAAGGCGAGAAAUCGAGAGGGGGAGCUCACACCCUGCUGGGGGCAGAGAGCAGAGGAGAAGCAGCACUGAGGAGGGAGGAGGCAGAGGGACUGCUGCUCUCUGGCUCUCACCAGGCCCGCCUCGGAGGGUUUACCUAAAAAGAUGAGUGUCCACUGCGCCCGCAGCCCUCGGACCAUCGGGCCCCAGAGCCUGGAACCUCACCGUGCCCCCAUCAGAGAUGCAAAAAACUUCACACCCAACGAGAAAUCCUUGGGACCUCUCUCUGCUGGGACCUCAGAGCCUUUCUGUCCCCAUCCCAUGCUGUCCAUUUUGCAGAUGGGGACACUGAGGGGCGGAGCAGAGUGGGGACAGCCCGGAGGCACCUCCAACUCUGCUGCCCGGGUGGAGAGGGAGGGAGCCCCCGGGGCUUGGUCCACAUCACGAGCCCAUCUGCCCCCUGCACCCCCUUUCCCAGGAAUUGUCAAGGACCAAAGUCGUCUUCGCUGACACGUGUUGCUUUUCUCUUUGCCUUUUAUUUUCUUAAAGAGAGAAAUCAAGUUGACGGUGUCAAGUAAGACCUCCCAUCUCCCGCCCCCGCCCAGCCACAGUGGCUCUCUCGAGGCACAGGCCAAAGGUGGAGGGUCCCCUGUGCAUCCCCGGCCACACCGCCAGGGGGACUCGGACCCCACCCCUGGCCCUAGCCCCGUCCCCCCUCCCCCCAGACCCCCAAAGCCGGCGCACAGUCCAGGGAGGUGCUUCCCCACACACCUCUUAGCAUGUGAUUGCAACUGUGAACUCCAACGCUGUUCGUUUUAAUUCCAUCCCGUCGGUCCGGCGUCUGCACAGAUGCCCCAUUUCUCUGUAAAUAUGUGACUUGGAACAAAUGUUUAAAACCAACGAGAAGUGGUCAUGAAUGCAUGGUGUUGAGAUGUUUUGCACUAUUCUGACUUUUUGGUCUCUGUAAAAAUAUUUUAUUAACAGCAAACAUUAAAAAAAGACAAGCACACAA